This is a messenger RNA of Pediculus humanus corporis (human body louse), 3207 nucleotides long. Its product is annotated as Disheveled-associated activator of morphogenesis, putative. The coding region runs from base 1 to 3207 and encodes 1068 amino acids. Gene Ontology annotation, biological process: positive regulation of actin filament polymerization; actin cytoskeleton organization. Gene Ontology annotation, molecular function: actin binding; small GTPase binding. The record is from RefSeq and is a predicted model, not a curated record. The transcript has 14 exons. Lineage: Eukaryota; Metazoa; Arthropoda; Insecta; Psocodea; Pediculidae.
AUGACACCAACUCAACCGAUGCCCUCUCAAGAAGAACUUAAUGCUAAAUUUGCCGAAUUUGAAGAGUUAGACUUGACUGCACCCAACAAAGCAUCCAUGUUGAGCUUACCUUUGGAAAAAAAAUGGCAAAUUUAUUGCAGUAGAAAAAGAGAUCGAGAGGGAGAAACUGAUUUAUCACAUCUUCCCGAACAUUAUAUCGAAAGAGUUGAAUCGGUAUCAAAGUUGCCGUAUCCUUCUGAUAAUGAGGAAGAAGUUAGAUCGAGAACUCGAACUCUCGAUGGAUUAAAAACAGCAUUAAGAACUCAACCACAUUCUUUCGUACUUCGAUUUAUCGAUUGCGAUGGCGUAACCGCGCUAUUAAAUUUUCUAUCGUCAAUGGAUUUUGAAACCAUACAAAGUUCCAUUCACACGUCUCUUAUAGGAUGUUUAAAAGCUUUAAUGAAUAACUCUAAUGGCAGAGCGCACGUUUUGGCUCAUCCCACUGGAUUGAACAUCAUCGCACAAAGUCUUAGCACUGAAAAUAUAAAAACUAAAAUCGCCGUACUCGAAAUACUUGGGGCAGUUUGCCUCGUUCCCGGAGGACAUCGUAAAGUUUUGAUAGCUAUGUUGCACUACCAAAAAUAUGCCUUUGAAAGAACCAGGUUUCAAAGUAUAAUAAACGAUUUGGACAAAAGCACGGGGAUUUACAGAGACGAAGUAAAUUUAAAAACGGCAAUAAUGUCUUUUAUAAAUGCCGUUCUUAAUUAUGGGCCGGGACAAGAAAAUCUGGAAUUUCGUCUUCAUUUACGCUAUGAAUUUUUAAUGUUGGGAAUUCAACCCAUUAUAGACAAACUCAGGGGACAUGAAAACGAAACUCUUGACAGACAUUUAGAUUUUUUCGAAAUGGUGAGAAAUGAUGAUGAAAAAGAAUUGGCUAGAAAGUUUGAACAAGAACAUGUCGAUACAAAAAGCGCCACUAACAUGUUUGAUUUACUCAGGAAAAAACUUAGUCACACAUCAGCUUAUCCUCAUUUAUUGGCUCUCUUACAACAUUGCCUAUUGUUGCCAUUAAAUUACGGUAAUCAAUCUCAGCAUUGGAUAUUAUUCGAUAGAAUAGUUCAACAAAUAGUCCUCCAAACGGAAUCGGGAAACAAUCCGGACGGUGCUCCAAUAACAAUUAAUGUUAAAGAAAUAGUUCAACAAUUGGCCAAAGAAGAAGAACUUUUGGAGGCAAGAAAAAAGGCUGAUGAUUUAGAAAAAGACAAUUUAGAAAUUUCAAAUAAAUUAGCCAAGAAAGAACAAGAAUUAGAUAUGCGAUUACAAGAAAAGGAAGAUAUGGAAGCAAGUCUUAAUAGAAUCAAAGAGCGACUAGAGAAAGAAACAGCUUUGCACAUAGAAACAAAACAAAAAUUAAACGAAUUGGAAUAUAAAAGAUCGGAAAUGGAGCAUCAAUAUAGUUGCGAAAGAGAAGAAAGAAUAAGACUUGAACAAAUGGUUUCGACCGGUAUCACACCCGAUGAGGCAAAAGCUUUGACUUUGAGGUGUGAAGCAUUAAGUAAUUUUAAACCUAAAUCUUCCUUUCCUCCUCCUCCUCCCCCUCCACCGAUGGUUCCUCCGCCACCUUGCCAAAAUAAUAUAGGUCCUCCUCCACCGCCUCCUUGCGGUCCCCUUCCCCUUGUUUCAAAAAUAGAAUUACCAAAGAAAAACAUUCCACAAUCGUCUAAUCCGUUAAAAAGUUUUAAUUGGUCCAAGCUUCCCGAUUCCAAGUUGGCGGGAACAAUAUGGACGGAGUUGGACGACACAAAGCUCUACAACUUUUUAGGACUUGAAAACAUCGACAAAAUAUUUUGCGCAUACCAAAAAAAUGGCGUUCCAAAUGAAGGAUCCGUGGAGGAUUUAAGAAAUGUGAACACAUCGAAAAACAGAUCUAAAAUAUUAUCAGUUAUAGAUGGUCGACGUGCUCAAAACUGCACAAUUCUUUUAUCAAAGUUAAAGAUGACGGAUGUUGGAAUAUGCAACAUGAUUAUGUCGAUGGAUUCCAACGACGAAUUGCCUCUCGAUAUGGUCGAACAAUUGUUAAAAUUUACACCGAGUUCCGAAGAGGUUGCUUUGCUGGAAGAACAUUCAGAUGAAAUCGAUUCCCUCGCGAGAGCGGAUAGAUUUUUAUACGAAAUUGCAAAAAUUCCUCAUUACGAACAAAGGCUUCGAUCCCUUCAUUUUAAGAAAAAAUUUGGAAUUAGCGUGAAUGAAGUUUCACCGAGAAUCAAAGCCGUAAUGGAGGCAUCGAGACAAGUGGCACGUUCGAGAAGACUUAGAAAAAUAUUGGAAUUAGUUUUAGCUUUUGGAAAUUAUAUGAAUAGAGGAGCUCGCGGAAAUGCUGCCGGGUUUCGGCUCGUGUCAUUAAAUCGAUUAUCGGACACCAAAUCGAGUUUGAAUAAAGGAACAACUUUGUUGCAUUAUCUGGUUGAUUUAUUAGAAAAAAAAUUCAAAGACAUAUUAAAACUUGAAGAAGAUUUAUCUUUUGUAAGGGAAGCAUCCAAAGUAAGCCUUGGCGAACUUGAAAAAGAUAUGUCUUCUCUUCGGCUGGGAUUAAAAGAAGUUGAAAGAGAAGUUGAAUUUCAUAGAUCCCAAAAUUGGAAUCCGGCAACCAACGAUCAAUUUCUUAUAGUUAUGAAAGAAUUUUUGUCGUGGGCCACUUUUAAAUUUUCAGAAUUGGAGGAUUUGUUUCAAGAUAUGAAAACGAGGUUCGACAGGGCGGUGAGACUUUUUGGUGAAGACAACACUUCCAUACAACCCGAUGAUUUUUUCGGAAUUUUCGAUUGUUUUUUAACAGCUUUAAACGAUGCCAAACAAGACAAUGAAAAUUUAAAGAAAAAAAAAGAUGAAGAAGAAAAAAGAGCCAAACAAGAAGCUGAACUUAAAAAGAGAACGAUAGAUAGGAGAAGUAGUAAAGAUUCACUGUUGGAAAAUAGAAAUAAAACUGGACUCAGUAAUGGUAUCAAUCACGUCGAUAAGCCAAAAGAUGGAAAAGGAGACAAGGGUGAGUUCGACGAUCUUAUAUCAGCUCUUAGAACUGGAGAUGUUUUUGGUGAAGAUAUGGCCAAAUUUAAAAGGAGUAGAAAGUCUCGUAUAACGGCAAAUAACGGCUCUCUUCCCCGUACGAAUAAUAAUUGUCUCAACAGGGAAGAUAGCAGAGAAAGAGUUUUAAACAAUUCUCGGAGGGGAUGA